This is a messenger RNA of Phycodurus eques (leafy seadragon), 4624 nucleotides long. RefSeq names its product dystrobrevin, alpha (gene dtna). The transcript has 23 exons. Gene Ontology annotation, biological process: synaptic signaling. Gene Ontology annotation, molecular function: zinc ion binding. The coding region runs from base 215 to 2383 and encodes 722 amino acids. The record is from RefSeq and is a predicted model, not a curated record. Gene Ontology annotation, cellular component: plasma membrane; synapse. Lineage: Eukaryota; Metazoa; Chordata; Actinopteri; Syngnathiformes; Syngnathidae.
GUAAAGCUGCACAAGAAUGUGGAGCCUUCUCAUUUGAUAGUUAAAGAUAGAGGCAGCGCAGGCCGCUUCCUAGACACGUUCUAAUCUUCAGACCAACGGUUCGGCUCUUUUGUCGUAAUGUUUGCUCCUUAGACGGGGAUUUGGCCUUGUGUGAGCUUAAUUCCGUCAGGACUUUGUAAUAAGUCAAGGCAAGGCGAGUGGAAGCAGUCGCAGCAUGGUGUUUUAUGAGAGAAUGAUUGAAGACUGCGGGUGGAGCGGGGACAACAUGGCAGACAGAAGGCAACUGCUUGUCGAGAUGAGGGCGCAGGAUUUGGACUCCAUUCGACUGUCAACAUACAGAACAGCCUGCAAACUCAGAUUUGUACAGAAGAAAUGCAACUUGCAUUUGAUCGACAUCUGGAAUGUCAUCGAGGCCUUCCGAGAGAACGGUCUCAACACCGUGGACCUCAACGCCGAGCUCCCCGUGGCCCGUCUGGAAGUGGUGCUGUCCACCAUAUUGUACCAGCUGAGCAAGCGAAUGCCCACCACGCACCAGAUCAACGUGGAGCACUCCAUCAGCCUGCUGCUCAACUUCCUGCUGGCGGCCUACGACCCAGAUGGCCACGGCAAGAUAUCGGUCUUUGUUGUGAAGAUGGCCCUAGCAGCCUUUUGUGGAGGGAAAAUUCUGGAUAAAUUGAGAUAUAUUUUUUCACAGAUAUCCGAUCCAGCGGGAAUCAUGGUGUACGCACAAUUUGACCAGUUCCUGAGGGAGAUUCUCAAGCUGCCCAUGGCGGUCUUUGAGGGUCCGUCGUUUGGCUACACGGAGCAAGCGGCCAAGAGCUGCUUCAUGCAGCAGAAAAAGGUCUCCCUCAACAUUUUCCUGGACACGUUGAUGUCAGACCCGCCUCCUCAGUGUCUGGUGUGGUUACCACUCAUGCACCGGCUCACCAACGUGGAAAACGUCUUUCACCCGGUCGAGUGCUCCUACUGCCACACUGAGAGUAUGAUGGGCUUCCGCUACCGCUGCCAGCAAUGUCAUAAUUACCAGCUCUGUCAGGACUGCUUCUGGAGGGGGCAUGCCAGCGGUUCCCAUAGCAACCAGCAUCAAAUGAAGGAGUAUACAUCAUGGAAAUCCCCCGCCAAGAAGCUAUCCCACGCCCUCAGCAAGUCUCUGAGCUGCGCAUCCAGCAGGGAGCCUCUUCACCCCAUGUUCCCCGACAUGCCAGAGAAACCUCUCAACCUCGCCCAUAUUGUAGACACGUGGCCGCCAAGACCAAUGAACGUCACCAGUGAAUCCUCGUUUUCCCACUCAAUGCCAACAUCAGGGAACCCAUACUCCACCAAAAACAGGAGUCAUGAUAUUGCUCAACAUCUGUUGAAAGGCAGAGGGUUACACUGCAACCUGGAUGCGGUUGACAGACUCGCUGACGAGCACAUUCUCAUUGGCCUCUAUGUGAAGCUGCUUCAAAACAACCCCAAAAAAUGCUUGCUAGAGAGCAGCAACCACCAAGACGAGGAGCAUAGCCUCAUCGCCCGCUACGCUGCUCGUCUGGCUGCAGAUGCCGCGGCUCAACAGCAGCAGCAGCAGCACAGAGUCCCCGCAGACCUGCCGUGCUCUCUGGAUGCCAACAAACAGCAGAGGCAGCUCAUCGCCGAGCUGGAGAGUAAAAACAGAGAAAUCCUGCAGGAAAUUCAACGACUGCGCGUCCAGCAUGAGGAGGCCUCGCAGCCCCCGCCUGACAAGGCUCAGCAGAAUCCUACUCUGUUGACUGAGUUACGACUUCUCAGGCAACGCAAAGAUGAGCUUGAGCAGAGAAUGUCGAGUCUGCAGGAGAGUCGCAGAGAGCUCAUGGUGCAGCUGGAGCAGCUAAUGAUGCUUCUCAAGCUAGCUGAGGAACAGAAACAAGCUACUCAGGGACCUGGCUCUCCACGCUCAUCACCCAGUCACACCGUCAGCAGGUCCAUCCCCACGCCCAUCCACUCGGACUCGGCCGGAACCACCCCGACUCACACACCUCAGGAUUCCCUCAUGGGCGUGGGAGGCGAUGUUCAGGAGGCCUUUGCUCAGGGUCCCAGGAGAAAUUUGAGAAACGACCUCCUCAUCGCUGCUGACUCCAUCACCAACACAAUGUCAUCGCUGGUCAAAGAGUUGAAUUCAGAGGGUGGAAGCGAGACUGAGAGCACUGUGGGUUCCGAUUUCGGCCACGGCGACACAUUUGCAGUAACAACAACCACCUCAGAUCCCUUCCUCAGCUUUAAGCCCAGGAUCGCUGCGGCGGAGCAGGAAGAGGAACGCUACGGGAACGACCUGGAGCGGCAGCUGGAGGACGAGCUCAAGUUUGAGGAGUUCAUCAAGCAUCGGCAGGAGCCGGACAAAGCCUGCAUGGUGACGCUGCAGCAGUGAUAGUACUGCUCCAGGACACUGAUGAGCAAUAUCAAAAGCAACAAUAAGUGAUGACACUGGACGCGACGACACUGGCCAGGAUCCUAUAGCUUAAAAUAUAAGUUUGUGUAAAGAAUCUAUAUAUUUUUAACCAACCUCAUAUUUAAGGUGAAACUGUGAGCUGAUGAAUAAGUCAAGAGAUUAAAAAUCACCGAGCGCUCUACUAUUAUUAUACCACAGGUGCCAUAUCAGCCACGUGAUUAUUGUUUUUCGCUUUGUAUUUGACUUAUCAAGCCAAUGUAGAAAUGUACUGUUUUGUGUCUGUGUCUCAUCUGAUUUAUGAUCCAAUACAAAUAUAUUUGAGUUGUAUUUUUAAACUAUACAAUGCUGACCUGGUCAAAUUUUACCACUACAGUGGAAUCUUCGGUUUCGUGAUUAAUACGUUCCAAAAAGUCUAAAACCUGAACUAAAACUGACUCAUAUGAAAACAGGCAAUAUUUCCCAAUAUUAAUCCGUUCCAACCACUCAAAAAUAUUAACUAUAUAUAUAUAUAUAUAUAUAUAUAUAUAUAUAUAUAUAUAAUAAAUAUGACUAAUGAAAUGGAUAAAUUAACAUUAAACAUCACAUUUAUUUUUAUUGAAGACCGUCGUACCAAAACUAGUACAAAACUGAGGUUCCACUGUAUUACCAUGUAUUUCCUAAUCUCAUUGUUGCAUGUUGUUUUUGUAACCUAUAUUUCAGACAUCAGUGAUGAUAACAAUAUACACUGCCUUAGCUUCUUGGAGGACAUUUCAAUGGAGUUCAGUCAAGCCAUCAUUGGAGCAUGUACAGUAGUAGCCAACAGCAGCAUUCAAAAGCAAUGCACUGGAAAAGAAAAGAAACACUGUAAGAUGACUCUUAAGAUGUAGUUAACCAAUGUAAUUACGGUCAUGUGAUAAUUACAGUUAUUUCUGCUCAAAGUGGCCACUCUUAACUAGAUGGGAGAAGCAUUAGAUUGUAAUGUGAAACUAGAGUUAAAAACAAAAACCACAAUAUUGCGGACUGGAAUUGAAAUGCUAAUCGUGUGAACAUAAUGGAAGAUCAUUUUGAAUGCUGCGGUAAGACUCCCCACUUGAUUUCAUCUGACAGAAUGUUUUUGUGUUUUGUUGCUGAUGUUAUGGUUAGCAACAGAGUUCAAAUGAGCCAAGUCAUUAAGUCCUUAAAAUAUCCGUGUAUGCCAUUUUUGGAAUGAGAGAAGUAAUGUUUCAGCCUUUUUUUUUGUUGUUGUUGCAUAAUGGGAAACAAAUUGUCUAUUUGAGGGAGGUAUUUAUUUAUCCUGCGCAGACCCGGCAGACUAAUUUGGGCACGGCAUCUAUUGGAGGCACAGCCACUAUUAAUAAUAAUAAUAAGCAAGAAGGAAACAUGACCGAUACUAAGAACUGAAUUAAUUUGGGAGACUGUGUAUGUGCCUAAGUGGGUGCUACUGUUUUGGUUAGCAACGGAAUUCAAAUGGGUUCAGCAGUUACCGCUUUAAUGAAGAGUAGCAUCUAUAAACUGAGAUAAUUACACUCACUACCUGUUUUUCAGUAAUAUCAUGUAAUAUUAGAACAAAAAAUAGCAAAAAGAAAACAAGACUUGAAUUCAUCUGAGGGACUGUUUAUAUGCUUCGGUAGGUGCUGCUGUUUUGAUUAGCAACAGUUGAAAUGGGAUCAGCAGUAGACUCAAACAAUAGUAUCUAUGAACUGAGAAGUUACUGGACUGCAUUUCUUGAAUGGGUUUGAGGGAAGCGUGUAUUUGUUUCAAGAGGGGCACGGUGUCUAUUUGUGAUGGCCACUAUUUGAGGAAAUACUGUAAAUUAUAUUUUAAAAAAAUAAUAAAAAAACAGGUUUACAAUCAGGUUUCUAAUUGAAUGUUGCCCCAUCUUUUGUCAUUGUUUCGUGUGCUCCGGACAAAUGUAAGUCGGUGUAAAAUGUUGUGAGAUUUGCCUGCUUUUGAUCCAAGGCCGCAGUCGGUCAUCUGGUGCAGUGUUGGCGGAAGCAGGAUGUGAUGUUAGCGAAGGAGCUAACCUAUAUUUUGGUUACAGCACUGAAGAAAGUUAAAUAAAGAGUCGUUCGAAACACAGCCCCAAGUCUCCUUUUCAUGACAUAAAAUUGUAAAAUGAGUACCGGAAUAUCUAUUGUUUGGACUUAUUACGUAGUUCUUGCUGUGAUUUUUUUAUUUUAUUUUAUUAUUUAUUUUUAUUUUUUGCAUGGUUGUGAUGCAUAAUAAAGUGUUGACACCAUG